CAUCUUACAACUUCACCUUCUUUCAUGAUUUUAGAGCAAUCAAACACUUGACGAAAGAAUACUGGUCUAAUAUUAUUAAACCAAGGCAUAUCGAUCACAAGACACUUUCCAAAACAUCUUUUUUAAUGAGUCACCUAUGAGUUUCCCUGAGCUAAGAUCUAGAAAUGCCACCACAUGUCUGAUAAAUACCACUUAUUCACGGAGUGCUUUCGCAACACUUCGCUCGCUGUGCUCUUUUGUUAUAAUAGCAUUUAAAUAGAUCCAUUUGCCAAUAUUUUGGCUUAACUUGUGAUAACUGGAAAAGUACUAGUGUGUGAAUACACACAGUUGUUUGAACAACAUGACUGACAACUGACAAUUGCCUGGUCCUCCAAUAUUUUAAUGUCAUUGUUCUACUGAAAAUCCCAGUUAUCUCUUUGCUGUCUCUCUGACAUUAUAAUAAUUUCCUCACCUAACAUACUUCAAUUCAAGGAGAAGCCCAAAUCAACAAAUAAUUAUACUUACAAACUGAAGAAACAGUGUCCUUGUGUUCCAAACAGAUCAGAGAAAUGACAUGCAAAUUUAUUGUCCCUAUUUUACUAUCAACUUUAUAUCUAGUUCUACCACAUUUUAUGCUAGCAAAAUCUGUGAUUGAACCUUGUAUUACGUCUGAUUCAUGCCUUUCUUAUCUCUUAUAUCGCCUUCCAUGGGACUCCAAGAUUUCAGAAAUAGCAUUCAGGUUCCGAGUCAACGUCUCUGAUCUUUUAGCUGCCAACUCUAUCGACUUAAACCAACCGAACCAAAUCUUACCCGAGAAAUCAUUUGUAAAAGUACCGGUUUCAUGUUCAUGCGUGGAUGGGAUACGGCGAUCUUUGUCCACGCACUACACUAUUGGUGCAACGGAUACUUUGAUGUCAAUAUCAGAAGUGUAUGGAGGACUUGUUAGUGCAGAACAGAUUAGGAGUGCUAAUGGAAUUGAUGCACAACACACUUUAGCCAGUGGACAGAGCCUUGCGAUUCCCUUGCCAUGUACUUGUUUCAAUAAUAGCAAUAAUGGUGCAGCCAGUGUGUACAUGUCCUAUGUGGUGCAGGGUGGAGAUGCUUUAACAAGAAUUGCAGCAGAGUAUGAUGUCACAAUUAGCAAUUUGGAGAACAUAAAUGGGCUUGGCCAAUCUCAAAUUUAUCCUGGGGAUAUUCUGGCUAUUCCACUUGCUUCAUGUUCAUCAGCAAAUCUGAAUUGGUACAAUGAAAGCCUAAUAGUUCCGAAUGGUUCGUAUGCUUUAACGGCUAACAACUGCAUCAAGUGUGGCUGCAGACCUACUGAUCUCAGCCUAGAUUGUUCACCCUCAGAAAUUGUGGAUAAAUGUUCACAUUUACAAUGCAAAAACUCUAAUCUGUUUAUUGGAGAAAGGCAUGAAAAUCAUACAACAUCUGGCUGCAAUGUCACAGCCUGCAUUUAUCGUGGACAUCUUGGAGGCAAAAUCUUUAGAAGUUUGGUGAAUUCAACUGAUGUAAAGUGUUUAGGUAAUCAGAAUCAGCUUGCAGGGUCAUCAAUGGAGUCUCCAACAAGUAGUUACAUGGCACCGUAUUUAAGUCCAUCUCCAUUAUUAUCUCCAUCUCAAUACUCACAUUCAGCCAAAACCAAUUCAUUAGGAGUACUACUCAAUUCUAGUUAUGCUAAUAGACAUAGUAAAACAUCGCUAUUUCAAGCAUUAUAUUUUAUAAUCUUAUUGGUUUUUGAGCUUGUCUUUGAAAUAUCCUUGUAAGAAGGUUAUCUUGAAGAAAAGGGAUAAAUAUGAAAUCCAACUUACACCUAUUGUGUGGAAGAUUUAUACUGCU
Molecule: messenger RNA, 1818 nt
Organism: Capsicum annuum
Lineage: Eukaryota; Viridiplantae; Streptophyta; Magnoliopsida; Solanales; Solanaceae
Product: lysM domain-containing GPI-anchored protein 1
Exons: 5
Coding region: 549-1745 (398 amino acids)
Source: RefSeq, a predicted model, not a curated record